Molecule: messenger RNA, 860 nt
Organism: Cucurbita pepo subsp. pepo (vegetable marrow)
Lineage: Eukaryota; Viridiplantae; Streptophyta; Magnoliopsida; Cucurbitales; Cucurbitaceae
Product: pterin-4-alpha-carbinolamine dehydratase 2, mitochondrial
Biological process (GO): tetrahydrobiopterin biosynthetic process
Cellular component (GO): mitochondrion
Molecular function (GO): 4-alpha-hydroxytetrahydrobiopterin dehydratase activity
Source: RefSeq, a predicted model, not a curated record
CCAACUUUUGUGGGUCCUCCGUGCACGUGUUGAGUCGGAAGUUCGGAGCGGUGCGAGGGAACUUCGGAUACACUUUGAUCUGCAAAUCGCAAUGACCCUGUUUGUGUUUUCUCACUCUCCGCUGCGCUUGAUUUUCAAAACCAAGGUCCCAUUUCCGUCGCUGUUUCAUACCAUCCGUCGGCCUCAUGGACGUUCAAUUUCUCGAAUUACUGGGAUAUGUUGGGAGCAUAUGGGCUUAUCAUCAACUAGGAAACCACUUUCUGGAUUUAGAAUGCUUUGUACCGGCGAAGAUUUGUCCACCAAAAAAUGUGUUCCUUGCAACUCGAAGGAUUUACGUCCAAUGACUGAGGAUGCAGCAAAACAUUUGAUUCGAGAGCUGGCUGAGUGGAACCUUAUUAAUGAAGAUGGUAAGCUGAAGUUGAACCGAUCACUGAAGGUGAAGAGUUUUCUUAAAGGAAUGGACUUGUUUAAACUUAUAGCUGAAGUUGCAGAAGCAGAGGGCCAUCACCCUGAUCUUCAUCUAGUUGGAUGGAACAAUGUAACAAUUGAGAUAUGGACACAUGCAGUAGGUGGACUGACUGAAAAUGACUUCAUACUGGCUUCCAAGAUCAAUAAGCUUGAUGUUCAUAACCUAUUGGGCCGGAAAGCUGCUAUUAGCAGUCAACAUGACUGUUGAACAGGACCAAAACAUACCAACAUUCGGCCAAUGUUCUUGUUCAUUUUCAUGCAUGUUGUUCUAAGUCCAGACCCGAAGGUCGUCGCUUCUUACUUUAACGCGUUGAUUCAGUUCAGUUUUGCAGUUUGGAAGAUACUUAUUAUCUUUGUGGUUUAAUGAAGAAUUGUGUGUUUUUUCUUAAAUA